Messenger RNA from Aphanomyces astaci, 522 nucleotides. RefSeq lists its product as hypothetical. Bases 15 to 401 code for a protein of 128 amino acids. The transcript is spliced from 2 exons. Lineage: Eukaryota; Oomycota; Saprolegniomycetes; Saprolegniales; Verrucalvaceae. The record is from RefSeq and is a predicted model, not a curated record.
ACACCUAAUUCCUCAUGAAGGCGGCAAAGACGAUGGUGCGGUGCCGCGACGGUUGCGGGGAUUAUGGGAUCCAGGAGCUAGAGUAUAUAUGUGUGGACUGCGACACGAGGAGGCGACUGCAUCAAGUCAAACCUGCAACAGUUGUUUCAGAACCGCUUCCCUGUAAACCCAUCCCUCGUCCCAGUGGCAAAGACGCGUGGCAUGCCUUCCAAGCACUGGGACGAGAACAAGACGCAGCGGUCGUGCGAGCAGAGGUGGCGACGUUCGAAGAAACCUUUGCGAAUGCUCGGCAGAUUUCGACCGCGUUGAAGCAUUACAUGCUCGCGACCAAUAGCCAGGAAGAAGUCGACAACUCCGUGUGGAUACAGCACUCCCAAGGCAAAAAAAAAGGCUUGGCAUAGCAAUUUUAGGAAAUAUUACGCGGAAAUGCUAAUGAAGGUGAACUCGCUACUACUGGGAAAUGACGAGCGAAGCUGUCGUAACUGUUAACCAAUGGCCUUCGGAUUAACAGCAAGCGGAGAU